Molecule: messenger RNA, 1745 nt
Organism: Adelges cooleyi (spruce gall adelgid)
Lineage: Eukaryota; Metazoa; Arthropoda; Insecta; Hemiptera; Adelgidae
Product: cytochrome P450 4C1-like
Exons: 11
Coding region: 108-1685 (525 amino acids)
Molecular function (GO): iron ion binding; oxidoreductase activity, acting on paired donors, with incorporation or reduction of molecular oxygen; monooxygenase activity
Source: RefSeq, a predicted model, not a curated record
UUGUCAGAAGCAUAAUAAGUAGGGUAUCUCUUAUAUCAAUUUUUUUUUUCAUUCAAAUAAUUGUGUUUACACGCGUAUCGACGUUUACAGUUCACUCGAACAUCACAAUGACAGUGUUAGCAGUAUUUAAGCACAUAGUUGCUGACAGCAAUACGUUUUUAUGGCCUACGUUGAUUUUAUUAAUAUUAUUUAUUUUUUAUUGUCUGAAAGAAGAAGCGCAUGCGACCGAACGCCGAAUUCAGAUAUCAAAAUUACCUACUGUAACAAAAACUCACUGGGACAAUCUAGUAAUAUCGUUAAAAUUGUCUCGAGUACAUCCACGAGACAUGGUGGAUUUUUUCUCGGAUCUGUUCAAAAAUAAUGGCCCGUUGGUGCACAUUAAACUCAUGUUGAGGGACUAUGUUAUUAUUAACGACCCGGAUUAUAUUAUGGCGUUAUUGUCCAACCCAAAACAUAUUACUAAAGGACCAGACUACAGGAUGCUUGAACCGUGGUUAAAUAAAGGGCUGUUGACUAGCACAGGUGAAAAGUGGCAUUCACGAAGAAAACUAUUGACCAAUACAUUUCAUUUCAAAAUAUUAGAAACAUACAUACCAGCUUUAAACAAACACUCGCGGGCUUUAGUGAAAAACCUUACUAAAGCGUCAGAAAAUGAUGAACUUAUAAGAGAUGUUGGAUCACACGUGACAUUAUGCGCAUUAGAUAUUGUCUGUGAAACUAUAAUGGGAGUAAACAUAAAAUCACAGGAGGGUAAAUCAUCCGACUACGUCAACGCAAUAAAAACCGUCAGUAAUAUACUGAUAAACCGUAUAAUUACAUUUUGGUUGUGGAAUGAAACUAUUUUCAACAUCAGUAUAAAUGGUAGAGCAUUUUACAAAUCAUUAAAAAUACUACACGACUUCACUGAGAACGUGAUAAGAGAAAGAAGACAAAAUCUAAAAUCAGAAAAAAACCCAACAUCAGAAAAAAACGAUAGAAAAAGAAUUUACUCAUUUUUAGACCUCUUAAUUGGCAUAUCUAAAGAAAACCCAAGCAUGAUGACAGAUUUAGAUAUCAGAGAAGAAGUAGACACUUUUCUAUUUGAGGGACAUGAUACAUCAUCCAUUGCAAUGACGAUGGCAUUGCUUCAUAUCGGCAUGAACCAAAAUAUACAACAUAAUAUUCGAGAUGAGCUAAAUGAAAUAUUCGGCGACAGCGACCGAGACGCUACUUUAGACGAUCUUAAUGCAAUGUCGUAUUUAGGAAGAGUAUUAAAAGAAACAAUGAGACUUUAUCCUAGUGUAACUGGUAUGUCAAGAGAACUGAAUCAACCCCUUCAACUCAAAAACUAUAUAAUUCCUCCUGGCUUUAUUAUUGGAUUCUCACCUCAUAUAUUACACCGUAACGAAUCAAUUUAUCCAGACCCAGAAGUAUUCAAUCCCGACAGAUUUUUGCCAGAACAAUGCAUUGGCCGUCACCCAUAUAGCUACAUACCAUUUAGCGCAGGACCCAGAAACUGUAUAGGUCAGAAAUUUGCAAUGUAUCAAAUGAAAACGGUAAUAUCUACAAUUCUUAGAUACAUGAAAUUAGAAACACUUGGUACACAAAAAGAUAUUGUUAUUAGUACUCAGCUGAUCAUGAGAGCCGAUUCUAUACCGAGUAUGAAAAUAACACCACUUUAUAAUAAUAAUAAUUGUUUAGCUUAAUAUACUACUCUUGCUUGGCUGUUGACAUUUAAGUAAUAAUAAAUGUGUAAAAUACUUCAA